AUGCCAACGUUCAAAAACUGUUGCUCGGUCCUGCAAGUAGAAAUAGGGUUGACGACUGAUUACUGGGUCGGUGGCCGGUUUGACUUGGAUACCAACGCUUGGUCGUGGACCGUGGACGAAUCUGCUAUGCCCCUAGGGUCACCCUACUGGGCAGUGAGGCACAGUAGUUCGUGUGUGCGGCGCCCCCCGCCCCACACUGACCCCUUCAGCAACCCCCCUACUGCUCUACCAGAUGCCCCCUGCUUCUCCUACACCCAGGCGCCCGCCAAGCGUCAGGAGGGAUGGUGCUCCGCCUUGACCUACGAACACUACUACUACAUGACCGACCAGAGUUGCCAGGAGGAACGCAGCCCACUCUGCAUGCUGGAGGCCGACGAUGAUGAUGACCAACUUGAUGAGGAACCUGAGGGGAAAGUCUGAGGAGGGGAAGC
Messenger RNA from Procambarus clarkii (red swamp crayfish), 431 nucleotides. The record is from RefSeq and is a predicted model, not a curated record. NCBI's taxonomy places the organism in Eukaryota, Metazoa, Arthropoda, Malacostraca, Decapoda, Cambaridae.